Molecule: messenger RNA, 4042 nt
Organism: Anguilla rostrata (American eel)
Lineage: Eukaryota; Metazoa; Chordata; Actinopteri; Anguilliformes; Anguillidae
Exons: 5
Coding region: 469-1317 (282 amino acids)
Source: RefSeq, a predicted model, not a curated record
CACCUCCUCCAGAACGCACAGAUUGGGUGAAAUGAUAGGCAGCGGAGGAGAGGGGGUAUAGACCAACAAGGAGCAGGGGAAGCAAAGCAGAACAGCUACUGAUCGGCGAGCGUGGAGCGGAAAGGAGAAAGCGACUAUGUCGUUAUAAUUAAUGCAGCUAUAUGCUUCGAACAUCGGGUUUGCAAGGGUUUAUUCUGGUCCUUGAUCAUCGAGGCGCCCUCCCAGGCGCCGGGCGAAACACGUGGCACUUUGUAUUCCCUCUGAUUGAAGAGCUUUGCUUACAGGAACGUAGCUGGUAGCUGAGCACUCCGCUCGCCCCUGCCUUUAUUUCUCGUCGUCCGAAGUUAUUUAUAGUUAGCUUUGAGAACCACUGACAUCCAAGUAAAACGUCAUCCUUCGCAGGAACAGAAGAGGGGAAAAGAAGGCAUCAGUGACUGUUUUUCCUCAUUAAACUUGGCAAGAAACGUUAUGGGAAUUAUAACGAAUUUAGCGCUGUGCGCACUGAUGUUCUUGAUAUGCUCUUCUAACAUCAGAGGUCAGAACAUCACCAUGCAACCCCACAUCUUGGACCCAGCACUCAACUCAAGUGAGGUGCUCACAGCCGCCCCCAACCACACCUCAACGGUCCCUGCCUCCAGCAACUCCUCUCAACCGAACAGCACGCUGAGCACCCCUCUCCCACUCAGUCCCCCAGCCAACGGCAGCAGCAGCAACAGCACUGUCAGGAUCCCUCCUGUUAGCACCCCACAGACCACACCGGAGGACAACAAGGCCCUGCCUAAUCAAACAGCCACCGAACUUCCAGUUACCACAGGAAGCGUCAGAUCUUCUGCCCCAGCAAACAGCACCGCCAGUGAAGAGCUUACCCCAAACUCUGUGGCAAACAUCCAGUCGACCACAAGCAGCCUCAACGUCUCCAGCCCCCUACCUGUCACCACCACUCCCAGUGCUGGUGUGGCCCACUCCAGCGCUUCUCCUCCCACAACUCCUCCUCCACCCAAAGUUCCCAUUCAAACCACCACCACCAGCAGCCUGAGGCCCUCCAGCACUGCCCCAGCCAAGUCACACCAGGACAAAACUUCUGAGCUCAAUGUGGGAGACGAGGAUGAGCCCACAGCCUCGCAUAAAUCUGGAGCCCCUCUGGAUCCUCUUCUGGCGAGCCUGGUGGCGGUGUUCAUAGUGAGUGCCGCCAUCGUGACGCUCCUCCUUUUUCGCAAAUUUCGGCAAAGGAAUGAAGGCCCGGAAUUCCGUAGACUCCAGGAUCUACCAAUGGAUGAUAUGAUGGAGGACACUCCGCUUUCCAUGUUCACCUACUGACCGGCUCUAACAUGGCCUCUCUCUUCAGUUCCCUGCUAAACCAUUGUUCUGUUGUAUUCCGUGUUCAGCCAGAGGGGGCUCAGAAAGCAGCCAAAUCAUUUUGUCAAUUGGAAGCUUCAAUAGCAUUCAAGCACUUUUUUUCCUGUCAGCUGAUGUGUAGUCUGGAUAUCUCAAAAGGUCAAUAAUAAUUCAGCCUGCAGCACCCCCACCCCAGCCCCCCCCACCCCCACACACCCCCUUGCCACACUCACUCCCAUUUAGUGCUGCGGCUCCGGUGAUGCUCACUGCCACACUGCCCCCUGGUGGAAUUUGUGAAUACAAGCGAGAGAAGAAAGUAGGUGGAAUACAGCUACGCUGUUUAAUAUUCAAUGAGGAGGUGGACUGAAGCAAAGGGAAGAUGGACAGAUUGUAAGCUGAAGAUGCUGGCCAAAUGCUGGCUAAGGCUGUCCAUGUCUGACCAAGUGUGCUGCACUUCCAGUCAAUUUUUCAUGUUUAAUUCCCUUUCUGUAGGACAUAUCCCUUCCUCAGAAUUGCACAGUGGAUAGGGGUCACUUUUACCAUGUCCAGUUGGCCUGCGAUAAUAGAUGAGACGUGACACACAAUUCUGAAUGAAUGACUAAUGCUAACUAAACGGUAGCAUCCACAUUCUAUAACCUGAAAUCAUUUAGCUCGUUUAGCGAACAGUAGGCUGGCAAUUCUGCAUGAAUUACACCAUGUAAAGAAACUCAGAACCUUUUAAGUGUCGAUUUAAUUUCAGUUACAUUUUGACCUUUUAUGGUCAUUUUUAAAUUGAGAGCUGACUUAGGCUACUCGUGCAUUUUAAGAGAGGUAACACCAACAAAUAUGUCCACUUGACAUGUGGAACUAUUUAUGUCUUAUUCCGUUCCUGUCCAACAGUGUCCACUGCCAUUUGUAACAGGUGACAGAAUGUGCUUCUUGCCAGUUGUGGCUGAUAAUGCCUCUAGCCAAUCAGUUUGAAAGCACAUGGGAAUUUUGGGGAUGGCAACCAUGUGCAGAAUCCUUUUUUUAACCAUCUGGAUUCAAAAGCAUUGCAGGGUAGCUUUCUGCAGAAGGCUGUUGGAGACAGUCACAUUAGCUUUUUUCCCCCCACCAUGCUGGGUGUACUAGUGGAAGGAGAUGACUAAAUGUCAUCUGCUAGCCCUGCUGUUUUUUAUACUGGGUUUGAUGUUAUCUUCUCUUUAGAUGUGCAACUCUUAUUCCUGAGAACAACUGCAGUAUAAUAUAAUUCAGUGUCCUUAUGUGGGGAAAGACCGAUUUAGCCUUUUUAUUCUCACAGAGGUCGCGUUUGAAAGUAAAGGUUUUUUUCUCCCUCUGUGGCUCCUUCCCAAUUCAAAUGCCCGUUCCCAUCUCCCUGCGCUGUAUGGGUGAAAAAACGGAGCCUGUUCCAGUGAGUUCUGUACAGCCUGUUCUGCAUGUAAAUCCCCAGAGUUUGUGUUGUGACAUGCCUGAGGCCCUCAGAACUCUGCCAGCAGCACACUCAACUGCCUGUCAAUCACGUUCUGAGCAGAGGACAAUGUGGCUGCAACUCGCGAUGGACUUGGCUGAACUUUUUUUUUUUAAACUUCCUUUUCCUUCUUAGAUUUCACCUAUUAACAUUACAUGGUUAUCACCAAAGUGCAUUGUUUUCCUCUAUCGGUGUAAAGUGGAACUGCUUGUCAGAGCUCUUUAACUGCUGGAGAACCUAGCUCGUAAAUGACCACAAAAAUACUUAGCUUCCCAAGUUUGUUGUCCACAAAUGUAUUCCAUUCAGUGAAAUGUUAACCUUAGUUUAGUUGAAGAGAAGGAUAUUGUGCUGCAUUGAUUUCUGCAGCGUACAGAAGCACAAAGUUACUGAGGGUAACGUGCCUCUUUAAGCCCCAAUUAAGCCUUCAGAAUGUAAAGUCAUGCAAAAAAAUAAAUAAAUUAAUUAAAAAAAUUAACCAGGACUGCCAACUAAAAGCAAAACAGAAACCCUAACAUUUGAAAGCUUUGCACUGGAGACACAAAGUAAGAGAGGCAGUCCCUUGAACUUUCGCAGCAUGCUGUGAAGGACAAACAUCUUUUUUUACCUGCAGCCAGAAAAAUUCCAUUGUGCUGUUAGGGGGUUUUUUCGUUGUUGGUGAACUCCGGCGCAGAGUCCGCGUGGGCUCGAGCGUGCUCACACGUGCGCAGGCUGUAGCUCCGGAUGAAAAGCCAUGGAAACCGGGCCGUUGACGGCUGCCAGUAGUGCAUCGUGGGUGAGCAGCGCCCUUUAAGGAAAGAUCCUUCAGCGCACUCCCCGGCCACAGCUGACGUACUUGGAAAAAGCAAAGACCUCCAGUGGAGAAUUGAGCGAAAAGCCAUAUGUUCAUAGAAUAUAUAUAUAUAUAUAUAUAUAUAUAUAUAUAUAUGUAUAAAUUCAGGGAUGGAAAUAGACUCCUAUUGCAGAGCUGAUCAAUUCUACAUUUCAGAAGAUUUAUUAAACCAUCUUCCUAACAUUGACCGUGUAAAAAUAAGACAGAAAACCAAACAGAAAUAUGAUAAUCAUGAUGUAUUGUAUCAUAAUGUAUUCAAUGAGAAGUUCUAUGCAUCAAGAGUCGUAUUUGCAUUCCCUUGUAAUAUGUUGUUCUGGAUAUAAGUGCCAAAAAAUUGUGUACUGUAUUGUAAUACAGGGUUUACUGUAAGCAGUGGAUUUAAAAAUGUUUGUUUGUUGUAUGUUUUUUGAAAUAGAAAAUGUUUGAAACAA